AAAUCAGGGUAUCCAGGGAAAUGGAGUAUAUGCCGGAACCCGCCGACCGCAGCCCCGGACACAUCUUGUGCUGCGAGUGUGGUGUCCCAAUUAGUCCAAAUCCUGCCAAUAUUUGUGUGGCCUGUUUGCGAAGUAAAGUAGACAUCAGCCAAGGCAUUCCAAAACAAGUGUCGAUAUCUUUCUGCAAACAAUGCCAAAGAUAUUUCCAGCCGCCAGGAGCUUGGAUACAGUGUGCGUUAGAAUCCAGGGAGCUUCUUGCUUUGUGUUUGAAAAAAAUCAAAGCCCCUCUGAGUAAGGUACGGCUUGUAGAUGCAGGCUUUGUUUGGACUGAGCCCCAUUCUAAGAGACUUAAAGUUAAACUAACUAUUCAGAAAGAGGUGAUGAAUGGUGCUAUCCUUCAGCAAGUGUUUGUGGUAGAUUAUAUUGUUCAGCCCCAAAUGUGUGGAGAUUGCCAUCGAGUAGAAGCUAAGGAUUUCUGGAAGGCUGUGGUUCAAGUCCGGCAAAAGACUUUGCACAAAAAAACUUUCUACUAUCUGGAACAGUUGAUUUUGAAAUAUGGAAUGCAUCAGAAUAUGCUUCGUAUCAAAGAGAUUCAUGAUGGUCUGGAUUUUUAUUAUUCUUCAAAGCAGCAUGCCCAGAAGAUGGUAGAAUUUCUUCAGUGUACAGUUCCCUGUAGAUACAAAUCCUCACAGAGACUGAUCUCUCAGGAUAUCCAUAGUAACACAUACAAUUAUAAGAGCACUUUUUCUGUGGAAAUUGUUCCAAUAUGCAAGGAUAAUGUUGUUUGUCUGUCUCCAAAACUGGCACAAAGUCUUGGAAAUAUGAACCAGAUUUGUGUGUGUAUUCGAGUAACCAGUGCCAUCCAUCUCAUAGAUCCACAUACCCUACAAGUUGCAGAUAUUGAUGGCAACACCUUCUGGAGUCACCCUUUCAAUAGUUUAUGCCAUCCCAAACAGCUAGAGGAGUUUAUUGUGAUGGAAUGCAGCAUAGUUCGAGAUCUAAAACGCAGUGCAGGUGCUGGAAUGGUAUCAAAAAAGCAUACCCUCGGGGAAGUCUGGGUGCAGAAAACAUCUGAAAUGAAUACUGAUAAACAGUAUUUUUGUCGCACUCAUUUGGGACAUCUUCUAAAUCCUGGAGACCUGGUGUUGGGGUUUGAUUUGGCCAACUGUAACUUAAAUGAUGAGCAUGUCAACAAAAUGAACUCGGAUAGAGUCCCAGAUGUGGUAUUAAUCAAGAAGAGCUAUGACCGUACCAAACGUCAGCGACGUAGAAACUGGAAACUGAAAGAACUUGCAAGAGAUAGAGAAAACAUGGAUACAGAUGAUGAAAGGCAAUACCAGGAUUUCCUUGAAGAUCUUGAAGAAGAUGAAGCAAUUAGAAAAAACGUAAACAUUUACAGAGAUUCAACCAUUCCUGUGGAAAGUGACACAGAUGAUGAAGGAGCACCUCGAAUUAGUCUGGCUGAGAUGCUUGAAGACCUUCACAUUUCCCAAGAUGCUACAGGUGAAGAAGGUGAAUCGAUGAUGACAUAAUAAGAUCCUGUUGUAGAUGGUUUCUGUGUUUGUAGGCUUAGCAUAUUGGACAAAAUAACUUUUACAGUCUGUUCCAUGUAUGCCUCUAUAUUAAAAGAGGAGAAAUUUAGCGUUAAACCUGAGUAAAUAGGAGUAUUUUGAUUGCUCACACAAAAUGCUGAAAAAGAUUUAGAUAACAAUAGAUUAUGGAGAAUGUAAUUAUUGAUAUUUCGGCCAUUUUAUGUUUGAAAUUUUAUCGGUUCGCUUUUUUUAUGAGACACUAAUA
This is a messenger RNA of Ceratotherium simum simum (southern white rhinoceros), 1797 nucleotides long. It is a transcript of the gene NMD3, whose product is annotated as NMD3 ribosome export adaptor. Gene Ontology annotation, cellular component: nucleus; cytoplasm. Gene Ontology annotation, biological process: ribosomal large subunit export from nucleus. The record is from RefSeq and is a predicted model, not a curated record. NCBI's taxonomy places the organism in Eukaryota, Metazoa, Chordata, Mammalia, Perissodactyla, Rhinocerotidae. Gene Ontology annotation, molecular function: ribosomal large subunit binding.